GUGCUAUGUAAAUCUAUAUCAUAUAGCUUUGUACUUUAGAUCAAUUUCAAGAAAAUCAAAUGAAAAAGAGUUUUGCGAAGCAGCAGCAAGAACACAGAAGCAGCUGCUGAAGCAGCCUCCUGUAGAGUCAAAGGGGGCCUCCCCCAUUACACAUGGACAUAGCUCUCUUUACUCCAAAACAAAUACAAUUUCCAACAAUUAGCGACGAUGCAUAUCCAUCUUUAGCCGCUCCACUUGUUUCUUUAGCCGACAUGCAUAGCACCAACCACAACAACAACAACAACAGUCAUCUUCCAAAUACUAGCCACACAUCGACUAGCCGGUCAUCGGAUUCCGUUCAUGACCCUAUUUACGGUAUCGGCUCAUCUUCGGGGACGACGGAUCACAAAUGGGCAUCAAAGCUUCUUAAAGAAUGUGCAAGAGCCAUUUCUGAUAAAGAUUCAACAAAAAUUCAUCAACUCUUAUGGAUGUUGAAUGAGCUUUCUUCUCCUUAUGGUGAUUGUGAUCAGAAAUUAGCUUCUUAUUUCUUGCAAGCUUUGUUUUGCAAAGCAACCGAGUCGGGCCAAAGAUGCUUCAAAACCCUAACUUCAGUUGCUGAAAAGAGUCACUCCUUUGAUUCUGCUAGAAAAUUGAUACUUAAAUUUCAGGAGGUAAGCCCUUGGACUACUUUUGGUCAUGUUUCUUCUAAUGGUGCAAUUUUGGAAUCUUUAGAAGGUGAAACAAAACUUCAUAUAAUAGAUAUUAGUAAUACUCUUUGUACUCAAUGGCCUACUUUACUAGAAGCUUUAGCUACAAGAAAUGAUGAAACACCUCAUUUGAAGCUCACUAUUGUUGUAACUUCUAGCAUAAUAAGAUCAAUCAUGAAGGAAAUAGGUCAAAGAAUGGAGAAAUUUGCUAGGUUAAUGGGUGUUCCGUUCGAAAUUAAUGUCAUAAAUGAUAUAAACAGCCUCUCAGAACUCUCGGCGGAAGCGCUAAACGUUCAAGAAGAUGAAGCUAUCGCGAUCAACUGUAUCGGAGCAUUGAGAUUAGUCGAUGUAGACGAAAGAAGUUCCAUUAUUCGAAUGUUUCGAUCACUUAACCCUCGAAUUGUGACAAUUGUUGAAGAAGAAGCUGAUUUUACUAGCUCAAGAUAUGACUUUGUCAAGUGUUUUGAAGAGUGUUUAAGGUAUUACACACUAUAUUUCGAGAUGUUAGAAGAGAGCUUUGCUCCAACUAGUAAUGAGAGAUUGAUGUUAGAAAGGGAAUGUUCAAGAAGCAUAGUUAGGGUUUUAGCUUGUGAUCAUGAAGAAAAUGGCGAUGGAGACGAAUGCGAGAGAAGAGAAAAAGGUACCCAGUGGUCGGAAAGACUCGGGGAAACCUUUACGCCGGUGCGAUAUAGCGAUGAUGUUGUUGAUGAUGUUAAGGCAUUGCUUAAGAGAUAUAGAAGUGGAUGGUCCUCACUUGUGCAAGAUGAACAAAACGGACUUUACUUGACAUGGAAAGAAGAACCAGUAGUAUGGGCUUCAGCUUGGAAACCCUAGCUAGCAAAAUGAAAAAUAUAUAAAUUCCAUGAUCAUCUCACAAUUUAUUCAUAUGAUUGAAUUGAUGAUGAUGAUGGAGUUUAUAUUACUUUUCAGUUCUAAUUGCUAUGAUAUUUUGUUUUUUAUCUUAUGUCUCUUGAUCUGUGCUUUAUGCUUGGGAGUUUGUGUUGUUUUUUUUAGAUCAUUGUAUUUGUUUGCAAUAUUUGUAUUGUACUCUCUUUUUUCAGUUCCAUACCAAUUCCACUUCUUUUUUGGAUUGCUCGCUCAA
Molecule: messenger RNA, 1788 nt
Organism: Mercurialis annua (annual mercury)
Lineage: Eukaryota; Viridiplantae; Streptophyta; Magnoliopsida; Malpighiales; Euphorbiaceae
Product: protein SHORT-ROOT-like
Exons: 1
Coding region: 153-1520 (455 amino acids)
Biological process (GO): regulation of DNA-templated transcription
Cellular component (GO): nucleus
Molecular function (GO): DNA-binding transcription factor activity; sequence-specific DNA binding
Source: RefSeq, a predicted model, not a curated record